UAGUUUACAGACUAUUAGCCCUGAAGUUGACCCUUUCACUGUACCCCCCGAAAAAGGCGGAAUGACACGAAGCGACAGGCUGGUCGCUGCUCCGGAAAGAGACGGGGUGUGACAGUGCGCCGAGUCAGGCCUAAUCUCUCUGAAACAAUCACAACCGAGCUUCCCCGCUGGAUACAUUUGCGAUCGGCGCACUUUUUGGCGACAAGAUUUCCGGAUUGAAAGCGGUUCAUGGUCGCAAAUGCGAGACGAGAGCGAUAAUAGAGCAACGUGGCGGUCGGAUUUGUGAAGAUUACAGUCAACAAAGUGCUCUGUAUAAGACUGCCUCCUAAUCCCUGUGCGAAAGGGAUGGGCAGUGCACCGGCUGAAUCCGACUUUGUGCAAAAAGCUGGGUGGGGAAUGGACGGAGACUCUUCCUCUCGACUCCACACAUGCACAUUAUGGAUGACAGAGGUUCCCAUGUCAUGUGAUUGUUUUGUUUCCUUGCCUCCUGGUUCCCGCGAUGACCAUGUGAUUUUUGGGAAGAACUCCGACCGUCCUCGGGAUGAGGUGCAGGAGGUUGUCCACUACCCUGCAGCAUCUCACCCUCCAGGCUCCAUGCUGGAGUGCACAUACAUCCAGAUCCCUCAGGUGGAGCAGACUCAUGCUGUCAUCCUCAGCAAACCUGCCUGGAUGUGGGGGGCUGAAAUGGGAGCUAACGACCAGGGAGUCUGUAUCGGGAAUGAGGCUGUCUGGACCCGAGAGCCUGUCGCCCCUGGAGAGGCUCUGCUGGGCAUGGACCUUGUCCGACUGGGGUUGGAGCGUGGUGACAGUGCCUGGGCAGCACUGACAGUGAUCACCAGCCUCCUGGAGCAGCACGGCCAGGGGGGGCAGUGCAGGGAGGAUCCCGCACCCUUCAGCUAUCACAACACCUUCCUCCUGGUGGACCGCAACGAGGCCUGGGUCCUGGAAACUGCUGGAAGGUUGUGGGUGGCGCAGAAGGUCACGGAGGGUGUGAAGAACAUCUCCAACCAGCUGACCAUCGGCACUGAGGUGUCGGCAGAGCACCCGGAGCUACGAAGCAUGGCCCAGGCUCAGGGCUGGUGGGACGGCGAAGGAGAGUUCAAUUUCUCUCAGGUGUUCAGCCCCGAGAACCCGCCCGAGAGGAUGGAGCUGGCCAAACAGCGCUACAAGGGAGGCACAGACCUGCUCCAGAAAAAUGAUGGUUCAGUGACAGCAGAGGUGAUGAUGUCCAUUCUGAGGGACAAGCCCAGUGGCAUCUGCAUGGAUUCUGGAGGUUUCUGCACCACAGGCAGCAUGGUGUCUGUCCUUCCAAGAGACACCAGCCUGCCCUGCAUCCACUUCUUUACUGCCACCCCAGACCCCUCCAGGUCUGUAUUCAAGCCUUUCAUCUUCUCGGACUGUUCCACCCCAGUGCCGAGGGUGGUCUCCCCACAGUUCGGCCCAGAUGACCCUGUCAGGCAGCAACCUCGCUUUCAGAGCCAGGUGGACCGCAGACAUGACCUGUACAAGGCACACCAGGUGGCGCUCAGCACCAUGGAAACCAACUUGGACAAGGGUUUAGCUACCCACGAGAUUCUGAGGGAGCUGGAGUCACAGUGUCUGAGCGAGAUUUCAGCUAUGCUAAGUGGAGAGAUACCAGGAGACGAACUGGGGGACUUGUUUUUUGAUUGCGUGGACACAGAGAUUAAGUUCUACCUGUGAGGAGCGCCCUCAGGUGGACAUCCCUAGUGCUCACACAGUUGCAGGAGAAGGCCCUGGGACGGAUAAAACUUUGUUCCCCGUCUGAAGAGCCUCCACCUCACUCACACAAAACACAACCCUGUCACCAUUCCAUCAUUAACACAGACUAAAUGUCUAAACUGUACAUGUGAUUGGAGCAUAUUAACCAUCUGUGUCACCCAGGGAGCAAUGGCUGCACCUCAUUAGUGAGUAUAAUGACGUAGACUACACAGGCGCCUAUGUAGAGCUGUGUGAAGCUGCACAAAUACUGUGAAUAUGGCAUUUGUCUAAUUUUUUGUUUGUUGUUGCAAAUGAAUGGGUUGUCAUGUGAUGGCUACCUGUAGGGAAGGAUUUAAUAAAGAAUGUGCAUAGUC
Molecule: messenger RNA, 2093 nt
Organism: Scatophagus argus
Lineage: Eukaryota; Metazoa; Chordata; Actinopteri; Scatophagidae
Gene: scrn2
Product: secernin 2
Exons: 9
Coding region: 346-1701 (451 amino acids)
Biological process (GO): proteolysis
Molecular function (GO): cysteine-type exopeptidase activity; dipeptidase activity
Source: RefSeq, a predicted model, not a curated record